This is a messenger RNA of Gossypium arboreum, 1111 nucleotides long. RefSeq names its product NAC transcription factor 25-like. The coding region runs from base 47 to 1111 and encodes 354 amino acids. Gene Ontology annotation, molecular function: DNA binding. The transcript has 3 exons. NCBI's taxonomy places the organism in Eukaryota, Viridiplantae, Streptophyta, Magnoliopsida, Malvales, Malvaceae. Gene Ontology annotation, biological process: system development; regulation of DNA-templated transcription. The record is from RefSeq and is a predicted model, not a curated record.
UACUUUCAUCUACCAUGUUACCAAUUCUUUGAACUCUAUAGAUUUCAUGAAAAAUUACAAAGAAAAUGUUAAAUACUGCAAACUAAUGGAGAGUACAGAUCCAUCAUCCACCUCGCCGCACCCGCAGCUCCCACCAGGGUUUCGGUUCCAUCCGACCGACGAAGAGCUAGUGGUUCACUACCUCAAACGGAAAGUGGCUUCGGUUCCUCUACCGGUUACAAUCAUAGCAGAAGUUGAUCUUUACAAGUUCGAUCCAUGGGAGCUUCCAAAUAAAGCAAGCUUUGGAGAGCAAGAGUGGUAUUUCUUUAGUCCAAGAGAUAGGAAAUAUCCCAAUGGAGCAAGGCCUAAUAGAGCAACAACUUCGGGUUAUUGGAAGGCCACGGGGACAGAUAAGCCCAUCAUAACUUCGAAUGGAAAUCAAAAGGUUGGUGUCAAGAAGGCUCUGGUUUUCUAUGGAGGUAAGCCUCCGAAGGGGAUCAAAACGAAUUGGAUUAUGCAUGAAUAUAGACUCAUCGACAGUAAUUCUAAUUCAAAGGCUCAAAUUGUUGACUUACCCAACAGGAGAGCUUCUUUACGGCUUGAUGAUUGGGUUCUAUGCCGGAUUUAUAAGAAGAACAAUAGCCAAAGAUUGAUGGAAAAGGAUAAAAACCAUUCAGCCUUGCCAAGUUUUAGCCAUCAAAAUCAUGGUUCAUUGCUAGAACAUGAAGAAAAUUGCUAUAAAAGGAUAUUAACAGGAGACAGCAUGCAAAACAGCUCCAUUUCACAAACCGCAGUCUCUUCAAGCUCAAAGCAAAGUCUUCCCAUGGCGUUUUUAUCAGCAACUACGACAAAUUCAAUCCCAGUUAAACAAGCAAUAGCAGGUCCACAGUACUGGAAUAAUGAACCAAAUUCAACAGGUUCACAAUCAGGGAAACCCAGAUUCCAUGGUGAUUUAAAUAGUAUUUCCAUUGCUAGCCCUGACAUUGAUGAUACCAACUCAUCGUUCGUUUCUUUGCUGAGUCAUCAGUUGCCUCAGAACGCUCCAUUCAACACUAGCACGAUCGUUGGAUCUCUUGUCAAUGGGGUUUCUCGGCAACAAUUUAUACUUCAUGGCAUGAAUUGGAGCUCUUAG